Molecule: messenger RNA, 2217 nt
Organism: Pseudophryne corroboree (corroboree frog)
Lineage: Eukaryota; Metazoa; Chordata; Amphibia; Anura; Myobatrachidae
Product: gastrula zinc finger protein XlCGF57.1-like
Exons: 1
Coding region: 39-1571 (510 amino acids)
Biological process (GO): regulation of transcription by RNA polymerase II
Molecular function (GO): DNA-binding transcription factor activity, RNA polymerase II-specific; RNA polymerase II cis-regulatory region sequence-specific DNA binding
Source: RefSeq, a predicted model, not a curated record
AUGGACACACAAGCAGGAAUAUCUCAGAAGGACAUCUAAUGUUAUCCCCGGAUUGUGACAUAAAAGAUAAUGACAGUAGACAGGAUUCUCCAGGAGCUAACCCCAUUACCCCAAUUAUACAUCCAGCUUUGUCAGCUGAUCCCUCUGAUCCUGGGAAAUGUUCUCCUGAUCACUCUGAUAUUGGUGCAUCUGUUACAGCUCUGAGAGUAGAUACAGUGUUUCCGUGUUCUAUAGAUGCCAAAUGUUUUACACAGAACACAAAACGUAUUACCCAUCAGCCAGCUAAGGCAGGGGAGAGGCCAUUUCCAUGUUCUGAGUGUGGGAAAUGUUUUACAUACAAAUCAGCUCUUGUUACACAUCAGAGAAGUCACAGAGGUGAGAAACAAUUUCCAUGUUCUGAGUGUGGGAAAUGUUUUGCACAGAAAUCAGAUCUUGUUAGUCAUAACAGAAGUCACACAGGUGAGAGGCCAUUUCCAUGUUCUGAGUGUGGAAUUUUUUUUGCACAAAAAUCACAUCUUGUUAAACAUCGGAGAAGUCACACAGGUGGAAAGCCAUUUUCUUCCUCUGAGUGUGGGAAAUGUUUUGCACAAAAAUCAGAUCUUAUUAAUCAUAACAGAAGUCACACAGGUGAGAAUCCAAUUACUUGCUCUGAGUGUGGGAAAUGUUUUACAUGGAAAUCACAACUUGUUAUACAUCAGAGAAGUCACACAGGUGAGAAGCCAUUUCCAUGUUCUGAGUGUGGGAAAUAUUUUGCACACAAAUCAGAUAUUGUUAAACAUCAGAGAAGUCACACAGGUGCAAAGCCAUUUUCUUGCUCUGAGUGUGGAAAAUGUUUUACACAGAAAUCACAUCUUGUUAGACAUCAGCAAAGUCACACAGGUGAGAAUCCAUUUCCAUGCUGUGAGUGUGGGAAAUGUUUUCAACACAAAUCAGCUCUUGUUAUACAUCACAGAAGUCACACAGGUGAGAAGCCAUUUCCAUGUUCUGAGUGUGGGAAAUGUUUUGCACACAAAUCAAAUCUUGUUAUACAUCAGAGAAGUCACACAGGUGAGAAGCCAUUUUCUUGCUUUGAGUGUGGAAAAUGUUUUACACAGAAAUCACAUCUUGUUACACAUCAGCAAAGUCACACAGGUGAGAGUCCAUUUCCAUGCUGUGAGUGUGGGAAAUGUUUUCAACACAAAUCAGCUCUUGUUAUACAUCACAGAAGUCACACAGGUGAGAAGCCAUUUCCAUGUUCUGAGUGUGGGAAAUGUUUUGUACGCAAAUCAAAUCUUGUUAAACAUCAGAGAAGUCACACAGGUGAGAAGCCAUUUUCUUGCUCUGAGUGUGGGAAAUGUUUUACACAGAAAUCAAAUCUUGUUAAACAUCAGAGAAGUCACACAGGUGAGAAUCCAUUUCCAUGCUGUGAGUGUGGGAAAUGUUUUGCACACAAAUCAUCUCUUGUUAGACAUCAGCAAAGUCACACAGGUGAGAAGCCAUUUCCAUGUUCUGAGUGUGGGAAAUGUUUUGCACAAAAAUCAGAUCUUGUUAAACAUCAGAGUAGUCACACAGGUGAGAAGCCUCUUUCUUGAUCUGAGUGUGGGAAAUGUUUUACACGGAAAUCACAACUUGUUAUACAUCAGAGAAGUCACACAGGUGAGAAUCCAUUUCCAUGCCCUGAAUGUGGGAAAUGUUUUGCACACAAAUCAGAUCUUAUUAGUCAUAACAGAAGUUACACGGGUGAGAAUCCAAUUACUUGCUCUGAGUGUGGGAAAUGUUUUAAAUGGAAAUCACAACUUGUUACACAUCAGAGAAGUCAGUCAGGUGAGAAGCCAUUUUAAUCCUCUGGAGUAUACUUAUUGCCAUGCGUUGUUCUUCAAGGUUCUUAUCCUAUCUCCUAUGCUUUUUGCAAUAAUACAUGCUACCGCAGGGUGAAAUAAUCAGAUGUCAUGCCCUCAUCUACCACUGCUAUGCAGAUCUGUCUUUUGCUCCGGGUACUGAGAACCCAGUACCAAUCCUAAAUGUCUAGCUGAGCUCCAGGUAUGGUGGGUGAUGCCAGUUGGCUGUGACUCAGUCCUGGUGAAACAGGUCCUUAUGAUAGAAGCUCACCAACAAAGGGCAGGGCUACAGCUCAACUUUGUGAACCAACCAGGCUUGCGCUUGGGGGUUCAGAGUUACAAAAUGCUGAUAAUGGGAGUCAUUCCGAGUUCGUUCGUUGCCGAUUUUCGCUAUGCUGCA